Messenger RNA from Saccostrea cuccullata (small rock oyster), 1185 nucleotides. RefSeq lists its product as uncharacterized. The transcript has 13 exons. The annotation marks the transcript as partial. Lineage: Eukaryota; Metazoa; Mollusca; Bivalvia; Ostreida; Ostreidae. The record is from RefSeq and is a predicted model, not a curated record.
GAAGAAAGCAGCCCAAACAGAGCUGGAACCCAGAUACUAAAGUGGGGAAGACCAGCUUUGAUGAUCUGUUCGAUGGAAGUUCAGAGGAGAUGAAAAAUAUACCAAAGAAAAGAGAGGUGGUAACAGAUGCAAAGCAUACCUGGGCCACAGUAGGGCUAGGGGGUGAUGAGGACAGCUUUACAAGUGGCAUAUAUAGAGGGCCAAAAACUCUCCUCAAUGAGGAUGAUCCUUUGGCAGGGGAACUAAUGAACAGCAAAACUGAAGGCAGCGAUAAAACAGACGAGGGUCUUGUCAGUUCUGGUCAUGUAAGGGGUAGAAGAGUUGAUGCCAAAAAACACAGAAAAGAACUAGAGAAGUUAGUACAGAAAUCUGCCCCUAUGUCUAAUGACUCUGGAUAUGAAGAAUGUGGAGAAGGUUUGGAGGAGGAGGAUGAGGCAUUAGAGUUACUGGAGGAUGCUGAUGACUUGCUGAAUGAAGGUGUGACAAAAAUUCCAAAGUCUGGCUAUAAGCUCAGUCGAAUAUUACGACAAAGACAAGAAGAUGCAAACAUCAAGCUUAAUAUCAAUCUCUAUGCGGGUGAACAACCAGCAGACAGCUACAUAGGGGAAGGAUUGUACAAAUCCUCAAAGAUAGAUGAUCUGUUUGAAUCUGAUGAGGAAAGACCUGCUACUGGUAUGUCUGGAUUCAGGUCAUCACCAGGUGACAGUGAUGAGGAAUUCGAAAGUGUCUCUCAGGUGACUGGUCCUAGAAGACCAGUGUGGAAUGUUGGAGAAGAUUCUGAUGGUGAUUCAUUUUAUCCCCGCAAUUCCAAGACGUCCCCAGGAGUUUCCGGCUACAGGAAACAGAAUGCAUCAUUAUCAGAAAGGAGCCUGAACCAGACAGCCCCCGUAAGAUUUGAACCUUCACCUCGACAGUCAUUUGACAGUAACCGUAAAGGUGUCUCCAGUAAAACAUGGACUCCCGCCUCCCAAGCCAUGCAAUCUGUGGAGUCUGUAAGAUCCACAAGUGGAGGAUGGCAAAUUCCACGAUACGAUUCAGAAACAGAACUCUCCGAGUUUGGAGACCAGUCUGCAAGAAAUCGACCACCAAGAGCUUAUUGAUUUUCGGGUCACGUCAGUGAUGUCACACACCAAUACAUGACAGUACUCAGACAUUUAUAUUUACUUGUACGUUAUUCUCCAGUUG